UUUGCCACACAUAGAUAAAGUGCAGGAUGUCCAAGCGACUCUUGACACAAAGGUUGUAGAAAGAGCCAAUAAAGAAGACAUUUCUCUCAUCUCAAAUGAGUCUGAACUUAACAUAACACUGACAAAAGAAGAAAGUAAUGAGGUUGUGUCAAAUUCUUCCAAAGAUGUUGUGCUCCCCUUGGAACAAAACGAAAAUUCCCUCCAAUCGGAAGAAGCUGAUUUUAACAAGGAGGCCUCGCCAAAUAUUGAGUUGCUCGUCACGGAAUCUAAUGAAAUGGAGACAGUUCAACUUACUGAGCACGAAGAGACCUCUGUCGAAUUAGAUAUAGUUCCUAAUGAGCCAAGUAAUUCCAAGGGAGAUUUAUUGAAUAGAAGACCUUUUGCACCAACCCAAUUGAACUUGGAGUUUAAAAAAGAUGAUUCUCCCACGUCACCAAAAGAUGCUAAUCCUAUUAAAAAUCUUCCAUUACGCGUAAUAAAUCAAACAUCACCUACUCAACCUUUAAUAUCACCAAAAAUAAUGGAAUUACGUCGUUCCGAGUCAUUUCAUUCAACUGCUAAUCAAAAGGCCGAUGAUUCUUCCGUAAUCCCCGUUAAUACCCUAAGUGUCGAUACUAAUCUAGCUCGUAAUCCAACUACCGUUUCAACAUUAACUCCUAAAAGUAGGCGUUGGGCUUUAGCCCGAGGUGUCAUUAAAUCUGCGUCAAUACUUGGCGCUCUACCAAAAGGAGAACAGGUUGAUAAAGAAUUGCUGGCGAGAUUGGAGCAUGAAAAUUCGCAAUUGCCUCCCCAGAAUUCAGCCGAAUUUUUAUUAGCACGACUUGAGAAGCAAAAUGAAUUGUUGGAUAAUGAUCCGAAAUCAGUUUGCAUACAAUCUAAUGUACUAAAAGCAAAUCUUGAGACAGUUCAAUCAUUGAUUGAUGACAUCACGAGUCCAACUACUGAUGUAUUUAACCUUGAUCAUCAUAAUGAAGAAGAUGACAAUACUCCUACGACUGAUUGGGAAUUUUGGACUGCAUUGAUCCAAGAUUAUACAGGAGUAGCAGCAAGGCUUCCACACUUGCUCGCGGCAAAGAUACAACAAGGAGUGCCGGCUACUCUAAGAGGUCUAAUUUGGCAAUCAAUGUGUCAAGCCUCAUCUACUUACUUGGAGACCAUGUAUUCACAAUUAUUAGUAGAAUCUUCGCCUUAUGAUAGAAUCAUCCAACGGGAUCUUGCAAGAACUUUUCCUCAUAUAGAAAUGUUUAAAGAGGAAGGUGGCCAAGGUCAAACUAUGCUUUGGAAUGUAUUAAAAGCUUAUAGUUUAUAUGAUCCUUUAGUGGGUUAUUGUCAGGGAUUAGGAUUUUUAGUGGGUCCAUUAUUAAUGAAUAUGAAUGAAGCUCAAGCAUUCUCCGUUUUUGUUCGUUUAAUGGAAACAUAUGACAUGCGAUCCAUGUUUACUCUCAACAUGGAAGGACUUCAAUUACGUCUCUACCAAUUUUCAAGCCUUCUUUCACAAAUCCUUCCAAAACUGCAUGCUCAUUUCCAGCAUCACGCUGUUCACGCGGCGAUGUUUGCAUCUCAAUGGUUUCUAUCACUCUUCGCAUACACAUAUCCAUUGCCUCUAGUACUCCGAAUUUAUGAUGUAGUAUUUGCGGAAGGCGCGCCAGAAACUAUCAUGCGCGUUGCAAUUGCAUUAUUACAAAGGAAUGAAGAGAAAUUGUUGGAGAUGGGAGAGUUUGAGGAUUUAUUGGAUUUUCUUACCACUCGACUCUAUGAAUCUUAUGAUAACAAGCCGACCGGUUUGAUCAAAGAUGCAAUGGGGUUGAGUUCUGUAAUUACCAAGGCUAAAUUGGAUGAAUUGUCGGGUAGUUAUCUUAAGGAAUUGGAGGAACAAAAGAAACGUGCUGAAGAAUUGGUCGCUGUUCGAUUCCAAGGAAGAUUUGGCAGAGCAAGCAAAGACAACAAUAAAAAGACCGUUGAAAAACCCACUAAACCAAAGAGUCCAAGUUCUGCAAUGCUUCAUCAACAGAUUGAGGACUUGGUUACCGCAUUAUCGGAAUUACAGAAAGAACAUGCGGAUAUCACUGAACAAUUGGUGAAUAUUAAAAUGGAAAAAAUGGAUUUAGUGACGGAAGUGGAAAGUUUAAGAAGCCGAGUUCGAGAUUUGGAAAAAGAAAAGAAAAGAAUGUCUACUGCGUCAUCUUUAUUGUCUAUUGAUUCGGCCAUUGCAUCUAAUUACGAUGGAAUUACAACAUCAAGAAGAGGAUCUGCUGCUUCAGGUUCAUCAUUGGCUAUUUUAUCACUUCAGUCAGAAGAUAUUGACUCUACUCCACGCCAAUCAACUGAAGUUAAGUCCAAAAGAGCAACAGCACCAUUACCAACAAAUGUUGAUCCCGCUGAUAUGUCAAAACUCCGUAGGGUUUCCGCACCUUCUUUCGUGACUGAUUCUCGUGGUUUCAACACGACAUCCUCUUCAUCGUCUGCUUCCAAUUCCACUUGCAAUACUUCUCCAACCACGGAAAUCUCUGAAUUCGAUGCCAUCGAUCUUUCAUCAGACAGUCAAAAACUUGAAGUUUCAAGUAAUGAAAGUGCAAUCACUGAAGAAUUGAUUCAAGUUAAAAUGGAGAAGUUUGAAUUAAUGCAGGAAAAUGAUGAAUUACAAAAACGCAUUGAGGAAUUACAAUUAUCAUUGAACGAGUCAUUGGAUAAUCAAGAAACACUACAAGAAAAGAAUGUCUUCUUACGCCAAGAAAUCGAAAGACUCGACGAGGAAGCAGCCACAGCUGUAUAUCAACAACAAACGAUGGAAAAAGAUGUUAAAGAAUACAAAGAAUUGAAAUUGGAAAAUGUCAAAAUACAUAACGAGAAUGAAAACCUUAAAACACAAGUUGAGGCAUUGGAAGAAAAAGUUAAACUAUUGCAAGAUAUUAUUCCCAACGAUUUUGCAGGGAAUCUCCCAGCUACAAAUACACAAGAUCGCUCUUAUAGACGCGUAUCUUUUAUGGGUCUCUUUGGAGGAGCCGUUGCUGCUACCACUCCAAAACCGGUCAACGUAGGAGCAAAUAGCGAGUCAAAUAGAAGCUCUUUGAAUGGCAGUCCAACAAAUGAGAGUGAUUACGCGUUAGUAUGUAGAGGUGAUUGUGAAAUGGCUAAAAAAGUAGAAGAAAUGGAACUAAUUAUUAAUGAAUUUAAAUUACGUUUGACUGAGAGUGAAGAAGCUAGAGAAUCAAUGAGUUCACAAUUGGAUGGUCUAAGAAUGUUGAUUAACGGAUUCUCUGAAGAUCUUCCUGAAACACUUCCACUCCCACCAAAAUCACCAUUAUUGACUCCGAUAACUCCGAUAAAUUCACGAGAUAGUCAAAG
Molecule: messenger RNA, 3345 nt
Organism: Ambispora leptoticha
Lineage: Eukaryota; Fungi; Glomeromycota; Glomeromycetes; Archaeosporales; Ambisporaceae
Source: the annotation of a GenBank genome assembly